CCGCUUUAUCGAAGGCCAUGGAGGCCAAUGAGAAGCAGAUCAAGGAAAUGCAGGCAGAACUCGAGCCAUGGAAGAAAGCAAACCUCAAUAGAGGAGGUUAUGGGAGUCACCCCUAUGGAUGGAACAAUCGCGGGAGCGAUGCGUCAAAUAAAGGGGGCAAUGGGAAGAAGGGCGAAGGCAAGAAUAAGUUUGAUAAGAAUAACUCAGAAAAAGGGAAAGAUGGCAAAAAGGGGAAGGGCAAAGCCAAGACUCCUCAAGCUUGCUUUGACAACCUCUGGGGGAUGUGUUCUAAUCCCAGUUGCAGUCACCCUCAUUACAUCCCUACUAAAGAUGAGUUUGAAGCUAUGAAAAACAGCAGGCUGUCGUGGGCGGUCAAGGGCCUCAACUAUGAGGACCUUCCGGCUGCGUAAAGCUGGGUCAUGUGACGAAGGAUGAUAGUUGGUUUAUGGUCUUCAUAUGCUUCUUUUCAACAAGCUAAUGAAGUUGGUUUUUUUUUUGACAAAUAGUUACUCAAGGACUUCACACAAUAGUUUCCCCAACAUCUUCCGAAUAAUUUUUCAAGUCAAUAAUUUCGUCUUCACUUGUCAGCCAAACGAUUAACAAGUCACAUGCUCGCUGUUAGUCAAUCCAGGUUGUUCGAUUUUAAGUUAUCAAAAGGUUCGACAUGGUCACGAGAGUCCACAAAUUUUGGCUCUAAGAAAAGUUGGAC
Molecule: messenger RNA, 709 nt
Organism: Amoebophrya sp. A25
Lineage: Eukaryota; Dinophyceae; Syndiniales; Amoebophryaceae
Source: the annotation of a GenBank genome assembly